Molecule: messenger RNA, 1794 nt
Organism: Xiphophorus maculatus (southern platyfish)
Lineage: Eukaryota; Metazoa; Chordata; Actinopteri; Cyprinodontiformes; Poeciliidae
Product: polymeric immunoglobulin receptor-like
Exons: 7
Coding region: 130-1308 (392 amino acids)
Source: RefSeq, a predicted model, not a curated record
AUCAUAUAUGAGGCCUGCUGAUAUGUGUGAAGGGCUGAACUCAUCACACCAAUGUGGUUUCCUUAAAAUACGUCAUGCUUCACUUCAACAUUGUUUCUGGUUUAGUUUGUCGUCCUCAGUAAUGCACAGAUGUGGAGCUUCCAGAUUGUGUUGUUCAUCUUGUCUGCUGCUGUGUGUUGUGUGAGCCGUGCUGCUGGUUUGAUUCAUGUGUUUGGAUACGAAGGAGGAAAUGUGAAUGUUUCUUGUCCAUAUGACGAGGGUUAUGAAAGUUAUGAGAAGUAUCUGUGUAACGACCCCUGUGGAAAUAACGAUGUUUUCACAAGAUCCCAAAAACAUAAGAACAAAUACUUCACCUAUGAUGACAAAACAUCAAGAAUCUUCACUGUGACCAUCUCUGGUCUAUAUUUGGAUGAUGCUCAAACAUACUGGUGUGGAGUGAGCAGAAGAGGAAAAGAUCUCUACACUGAAGUAAAGCUGGAAGUAAGAAAAGACAGAUGCUGCGACAAAGUGAAUAAAACCCAAAGUAUUGAGGAAGGUUCAGUGACCAUCAGCUGUCCGUACGACUCUCAGUCUGUCAACAAGCUGAAGUUCCUCUGCAGAGGAAACCGGCCCUCCACAUGUCGACAGCAGGCAGUGAUCACCUCUAGCAACACACAAAAUGGACGAUUCAGACUCUCUGAUGACAGGAAGUCAAGAAUAUUCACAGUGACCAUUUCCAGUCUGACCCUGAAGGAUUCUGGGUCGUAUCUUUGUGGAGUCCAGAGAAACUCAGGAUUUGAUUAUUUCUCUGCUGUUGAACUGGAGGUCAAAGAAUUAAAGUCAUACAACAUCAGUGGCAUCGAGGGACGUCCAGUAACUCUGCAGUGUCCUAAUUCAGGACAAGAACAUGAUAACAAGAAGUUCCUCUGUAAAGGAGACCAACACAACAACUGUACAGACAUGAUGGAGAACCAAACAAAGUUCAAGCUGCUCAAUGUCUCCUCCACCUGUUUCUCUGUGAUCAUCACUGAACUGGAAGCAGCUGAUGCAGGAACAUACUACUGUGGUUCAGACUCUCAGCUGAGAUUCAUAAAGAUACAGCUGGCAGUCGUCUCUCCAAAUAAAACCAGCUCUGUGGCUCCAACCAGCUCUGCUGAACAUUUGACAUCACAGCCACCAUCAUCACAUAAUCCUGAUCUGACCUUAUUUUACAUUCUGCGUGUCGUCCUGUUUCUGCUGUGGAUCCUGCCGUUUGUCCUUCUGAUGAUUCUUAAAAGACAAUUGAAGCAACAAGGUGAAUUUAUCCAGAACAUCAACCCACAACAAUAAAGAACAAGAAAAAAAGGAUCAAUGAUAUUUGUGAAAAUCCAGAAGACAGCUCAACCUUUGCAUCAAAGCAUCAGGAGCAACGAUGAAGCUGCAGAAUCUCAACAUGUGAACCAAAGUCUCACCACAAAUGAAGAUAUUUAUUCUGAUUGUCGGAAAGCAAAUUGAUGAGAUGCACUGCAGAGGAAAUUAUUAUAUACAUUUCAAGCUAAUUUAAAGAUUUAGAUGCUAAUUGCUAAAUAUUUUAAUGAUGCAACUUGUUUUAUUACAGUAAGUUUCUCCACACAAUAAUACAUAAGAGGUUUUUGAUGAACCAGCCUUUGUUUCUUUUUAAAUUAAGACUAAAUCAUGAAGGUGAUAAGGUUUUCUGUAGAGGAAAACACUUUUUAUAUCUGCAGUAUUUUCAUGGUCUUAAAUUGUUCUAGUAAUCUGUUUUAUGUUUCUAUAUUUGUCAUUUGUCAGCUUGACUGUAAAAUAAAUUUUAAUUUA